Molecule: messenger RNA, 3513 nt
Organism: Dichotomopilus funicola
Lineage: Eukaryota; Fungi; Ascomycota; Sordariomycetes; Sordariales; Chaetomiaceae
Exons: 6
Coding region: 1-3513 (1170 amino acids)
Biological process (GO): endonucleolytic cleavage of tricistronic rRNA transcript (SSU-rRNA, 5.8S rRNA, LSU-rRNA); ribosome biogenesis; maturation of SSU-rRNA from tricistronic rRNA transcript (SSU-rRNA, 5.8S rRNA, LSU-rRNA)
Cellular component (GO): nucleus; 90S preribosome
Molecular function (GO): GTP binding; U3 snoRNA binding; GTPase activity
Source: RefSeq, a predicted model, not a curated record
AUGGACGGCCAAACGCACAAACCCCAUCGGGUGUCUAAGAAGUCCAAGGAAAAGAAGACACAACAUCAAGGCGGCCAAAACCCCAAGGCUUUUGCCUUUUCCAACCCCGGAAAGCUUGCAAGACAGGCGGCUCGCUCUCACGAUAUCAAAGAGAAGCGUCUCCACGUUCCGCUCGUCGACCGUCUUCCCGAUGAACCGCCUCCGCGCCUCGUCACCAUUGUCGGCCCACCCGGCGUGGGCAAGACAACAUUACUCAAAUCAUUCAUCCGCCGCUAUGCGAAAGAGACCAUCUCCGACCCCGUCGGGCCCAUCACCGUCGUCACCUCCAAGAAACAGCGCCUGACAUUCAUUGAGUGCCCGAACGAGCUGGAGGCCAUGGUCGAUAUCGCCAAAGUCGCCGACAUUGUGCUGUUGAUGAUCGACGGGAAUUACGGCUUCGAGAUGGAGACGAUGGAGUUCCUCAACAUUCUCGCCGCGACCGGUAUGCCGGGCAACGUCUUUGGUAUUCUCACCCAUCUCGACCUAUUCAAGAAGCCGCAGGCACUCAAGGACGCCAAGAAGAGGUUAAAGCACAGGUUGUGGAGUGAACUUUACCAGGGUGCCCAUCUCUUCUACCUGUCCGGUGUUCUCAACGGACGCUACCCCGACCGUGAAAUCCACAACCUAUCCCGCUUCCUCUCCGUCAUGAAGAACCCCCGGCCGCUCGUCUGGCGAAACACCCACCCCUACACGAUCAUCGACAACUAUCGAGACAUCACCCACCCGACCAAAGUCGAAGAGGACGAGCACUGCGACCGGUCCAUCGAACUGUCGGGCUAUCUCCGCGGCACCAACUUUGCCGCGCAGGGGCAAAGGAUACACAUUGCGGGCCUCGGAGACUUCACAAUAUCCAACAUGGAGGUGCUCCCAGACCCAUGUCCCACGCCCGCCAUGGAGCAAGCGCUGGCAAAGAUCACCGGAAAGACAGGGAGGAGGCGGCUGGAUGAGAAAGACAAGAAGUUGUGGGCUCCGAUGGCUGACCGGAGUGGUAUGAAGAUCACGGGCGACCACAUCGUCAUCACCAGGGAGAAGGGCUUCGCGUUCGACAAGGAUGCCGAGGGCGUAGAGCGUGGGGAGGGUGAACAACUCAUCGUCGAUCUUCAGGGUGAACGCCGGCUCCUUGGUCAUACCGACAAGGGGGUGAAGCUCUUUGCUACUGGGGAGCAGCUUGCCGAGGUACCGGAGGAUCCGGACAGCGGGAGAACGUCCCAAAGGAAAGCCCGCUUCCUUGAGCGGAAUGGGUCGGACGACGAGGCGGAUGUGCCGGAGGACGAAGGGUUUGUCAGUGGAGAGGAGGAGGAUGAGGAAAAGGAAGGGUCUGACGUCGAGGCCGAGUUUGAUGAGCAGAAACUAGGCAAAAUGUUCCGGAAACAGACCGACAAGGACCAAGGGGACGACGUCGCCUUUGCCGACAGUGACUCCGACCUAGGCUCCUUGUCCGGGGAAGAGGAUCUGGACGAUGACGAUGAGGACGACGAGGAUGAAAACGAGGAAUUCGAUUCGGACGAGGAGGGUGCGGCAGUCAAGUGGAAGGAUAACAUGAUGGAGCGUGCCAGGGCGCUGCAUGGGAAGAGGCGGCCGUAUCGGGCAGUGGACCUGGCCAGGUUCAUGUAUGAUACGAGUCUGACUCCCAAGGAGGCGCUUCAGAAAUGGCGGGGAGAAGAAGACGAGGAGGCAGAGGAGGACAUCGAGCAGGAUGACGACACCUUCUUCCGGAAAACUGGGAAUGACGAGAAGGAAGACCUUGCCGAGGAUAGGUCGAUUCCCCGGUUUGACUAUGAAGACUUGGCGGCCAAAUGGUCGAACACAGACGCCGUCGAAGCUUUGAGGAGUCGGUUCGCCACGGCCAACUUGCUUGAUGAAGAUGGGGCCGACGAUGACUUUGGUGAUGACGAUGGUGACGAAGAUGGGUUUGGGGACGAGGAUGAAGAUGAUGAGGGCGAUGGUGCGUUUGAGGAUCUCGAAACGGGGGAAUCGCACGGGCUCGAUCAGGAAGAAGAGGAGGGGAGAAGCGACGAUGAGCCCGAGGAGAGUCUUGAAGCAGAACGAGCAAAAAACGCGCGCCGCAAAGAAGAGCUCAAGCUACGCUUUGAAGAGGAGGAUCGCGAGGGGUUCAAGAACGACAAGGCCGUCGCGAGGAGAGAAGGCGGCGACCAAGAGUUUGGCGAAGAUGAAUGGUACGAGGCACAAAAGGCCGUGCUGCAAAAACAGCAGGAUAUCAACAAGGCCGAGUUUGAGGAACUCGACGAGGCCCAGCGGACGUCGGUCGAAGGGUAUCGCGCGGGCAAAUACGCCAAGAUAACCCUCGACGGUGUCCCAGCCGAGUUUGUCAACCGGUUCCAACCGCGAUUGCCUAUCGUCGUGGGCGGUCUAUCAGCCACCGAGGACAGGUUCGGGUUUGUCCAAGUCCGGAUCAAGAGGCAUCGGUGGCACAAGAAGAUCUUGAAAACGGGCGACCCCCUGAUCUUCUCGCUCGGCUGGCGGAGGUUCCAGUCUCUACCCAUCUACUCCAUCUCGGAUUCCCGGACGCGGAACAGGAUGCUCAAGUACACGCCCGAGCAUAUGCACUGCUUCGGUACCUUCUACGGGCCCCUGAUCGCCCCCAACACGGGCUUUGCCUGUUUCCAGACCUUUUCCUCCACCAACCCAGGGUUCCGGAUUGCCGCUACGGGUACAGUAUUGAGCGUUGACGAGUCCACCGAGAUCGUCAAAAAGCUUAAGUUGACCGGAACCCCCUACAAGAUCUUCAAAAACACCGCCUUCAUCAAAGGCAUGUUCAACUCCUCCCUCGAAAUCGCCAAAUUCGAAGGUGCCGCCAUCAAAACGGUCUCCGGCAUCCGCGGGCAGAUCAAGCGCGCCCUCUCCAAACCCGACGGCCACUUCCGCGCAACCUUCGAAGACAAAAUCCUCGUCAGCGACAUCGUCUUCCUCCGCGCCUGGUACCCGAUCAAACCCCACCGCUUCUACAACCCCUCCACCAACCUCAUCGGCUGGCAAAGCAUGCGCCUAACCGGCGAAAUCCGCCGCGACCAAGACCUCGCCACGCCCCAACUCAAAAACAGCCAAUACCGCCAAAUCGCCCGCCCAACCCGCCACUUCAACCCCCUCCGCGUCCCCAAAGCCCUGGCCGCCAGCCUCCCCUUCAAAUCCCAAAUCGUCCAAACCAAACCCCAGCGCAAACAAACCUACCUGCAGAAACGGGCUGUCGUAGCCGUGGGCGCGGGAGCGACGGAAGAGCGCAAAGCCCGCGACCUGAUGCAGAAGCUCACGACGCUGCGCAAGGACCAAGCGGCGAAACGGCAGGCCAAGAAGGAAGGGAAGCGCGAGGAGUACAAGAAGAAGGUUGCGUAUAUUGAGGAGCGGUUGGAGAAUCGGGAGAAGAGGGAGAAGAGGGAGUUUUGGGAGCGGGAGGGGCGGAAGAGGAAGGCGGGGGGUGGUGAUGGGGGUGGUGGUCGUGGGAAGAGGAGGCGGUAG